AUGGAGUCGGUGGCGCUGGUGGCGCCGGUGACGGCGCUGGAGUUCGUGGCGGAUGUGCUGCUGGCCGGCACGGGCCCGGAGGUGGCGGCGUUCCGGCUGAGCGGCGGCGGCGCGGCGGCGGCGGGGCGGCGGAGCGUGCUGCGGCAGGCGAGCGUGCAGGGGCUGCGGGCGGAGCCGGGCGGCGGCGGCGGCGCGGUGCGGGUGGCGGCGUUCGGCGGGCGCUGGCUGGCGGUGCUGGCGCUGGGCGCGCGGGUAUGGGAGGCGCGCUGGGCGGCGGGCGGGCGGCUGGCGCUGGCGCUGGGCGGCGGCGCCGUGGCGCUGUACGAGUGGCGCGGCGGCGGGCGCUGGCUGCGGCGGGCGCAGUGCGGCGGCGCCGGGGCGCUGCGCUGCGCCGCGCUGGCCGGGGCGGCGGCGGGCUGGGCGCGCCUGGCGCUGGCGGCCGGCACGGCGGCGGGCGCCGUGGUGGUGUGGCGGGCGGCGGCGGCGGCGGAGCCGCGGCGGCGGCUGCGGGGGCACCGCGGCGCCGUGCUGGCGCUCAGCUACGCGGCGCCGCGGGGGCUGCUCGCCUCCGCCUCCGAGGACCGCAGCGUGCGGCUCUGGGCCGUGGGCGAGCUGGGCGCCGGCGGCGACGCGCCCUGCCUGCUCGUGUGCUACGGGCACGGGGCGCGCGUGGGCGCCGUGGCGCUGCGCGGCCCGCGGCCCGUGAGCGCCGGCGAAGACGGCGCCUGCCUCGAGUGGGCGUGCGGCGGCGGCGUGCGGCGGGCGCGGCGCGGGCACCGCGGGGCCCUGCGCGCCCUGGCCGUGCGCCCGGCCGGCGGCUGCGUGGCCACGGGCGGCGCCGACGGCGGCGCGCGGCUCUGGCGGCCGCGGGAGGCGGGCGAGCUGGCGGCCUACGAGGCGGCGGCGGGGCGCUGGGCGCCGGUGCUGCCCGCCGAGGCCGCGGGGCCCCGUGCGCUGCUGGCGGCCGCCCCGCUGCCCGGCGGCGCGCUCUGCGCCCUGGGCGGCGGCGACGGGCGCCUGCUCAUCUUCGCCCUCGACCGGCCCGGCCACGCGGCCCGCGCCGAGCUCUUCGAGGGUGCCGUGCGUGGGCUGAGCUGGGCCGCCCGGCCUGGGCCGCCCGCCGACGCCGUCGCCCUCCUGGCCUCCGGCCCCUGCGGGGAGCUGCUCUGGCUGGACGUCGCCCCGCGUCCCGGGCGGGCGCCCUCGCUGCGGCUCGUGGGCCGCUACCUGCUGCCGCCCUGCAAGCAGCGCUGGCACACCUGCGCCGCCUUCCCGCCCCCGGGCGACCUCCUGGUGUGCGGCGACCGCCGCGGCUCCCUCCUGCUCUUCCCCUGCAGCCACCCGCAGGGGCCGGCGGACGAAAGCCCCGGUUCUGCCGGCGGCGAGGACUCUGGGAGCGAGUCGGAGCUCUCCUUUUUGGCGCAAAAGGAGGUUCUUCCCCUCGAGAACCCGCUGUCCAUCCUCUUCGGGCUCCACGGGAAGACAGGGGUCACCUCAGUGACCUGCCACAGCGGCUACGUUUACAGCACGGGCCGGGACGGCUGCUACCGGCAGCUCCGCCUGCGGGCCCGGCGGCUGGAGGUCCUGCGGAAGCACAGGCCUUGCAAAGGGCUGCAGUGGAUUGAGGAGCUGCGCUUCACCCCCAGCGGGGACGUGCUCGUGCUGGGCUUCCACGCCGACAACUUCGUGGUGUGGAGCACCCGGACCGGCGAGAACCUCCACUGCGUCCCCUGUGGCGGGGGGCACCGCUCCUGGAGCUACAGCAGCAGCCCCUCGGCCGAGGCCUUCGCUUACAUCAAGCAGGGGGACGUGAUGCUCUACUGCAGCUCUCCUGAGCCCCGCGAGCAGCAGGUGCUCCUGGCGUCCCUGCACGGGCGGCAGAUCGCGUGUGUGCGGCGCCUGGGAGCCGUGCAGGCGCCCGGGCACGCCGCCACUGACGUCCUCGUCACCGGCAGCGAGGACACCAUGGCCUGUGUCCUCACGCUCAGUGAGCACUCCCGCACAGCCGUGCCCAUUACCACGCUUGACGACCACAUCUCCAGCGUGAGAGCGCUGGCGCUGGCCAGCCCCGCGCGGCCCGGCGCCGACGGCCUUUCCACCCUGCUCUUCUCCGGCGGGGGCCGGGCACAGAUCGAGUGCUACCAGCUGCUCCUCGCUGGGGACCCGGCCUCCGAUAGCACCGUGGCCUGCGAGGUUGUCCACGUGGCCUCCCACCGGCUGGACGAGCACUGGGACCGAAUGAAGAAUAGGCACAAGCUCAUCAAGAUGGACCCAGAGACCAGGUACAUGUCCCUCGUGGUGGUGCCCGGGACCGACGCCGAGCAGCUGCCGACACCCUGCAAGUUCCUGGCUGCUGCCUGCAGUGACGGCUCCGUCCGCCUCUUUGGGCUGCUGGAGGCCGCCCGGAAGCUGGUGCUCGUGGCGGAGUCGUUCCACCACCAGCGCUGCGUGCUGAAGGUGGAGACGUUCCUGCACGCGCAGGCCGGAGGCGCGAGGAGACACUUCCUGUGCAGCGCAGCCACCGACGGCAGCGUCGCCUUCUGGGACAUCACCACCACCCUCGCGGAGGCCGUGGAUGCCCUGCACCGAGCGGAGGGGGAGGUGCAGCCCCUGGCCCUGGGCGCCCCGCUGCUCAGCAUCAUGGCUCACAGCUGCGGCGUCAACAGCCUGCACGUCCGGGAGGUGCCGCAGGGCCGGUACCUGGUGGCGAGCGGCAGCGACGACGGCUCCAUCCACGUCUGCCUGGUGGAGGUGGCCCCGGGCGCCGGGGAGACCUGCCUGCGCGUCCUGGAGCGGUUCUUGCGGCCCUGCGCCCACGCCGCCCACGUGACGGGCGUCAGGGUGCUGCGGCCGGACCUGGUGCUCUCUGCCUCGGUGGACCAGCGCUUGAUGCUGUGGCAGCUGGGCCCGGGCAGCCUGGAGGCUCUGAGCACCACCUUCUUCCACGUGCCCGACCUGGCGGAGCUCGACUGCUGGGAGGCGGCGGCAGAGCCUAGCGGGGAGCUGCACUACUACUGCGUGCUCUGCGGGCAGGGCCUGGAGCUGGUGCGCUGCGCGGUGCGCGCCACCCGCCCCGAGCCCCCGCCGCUGGAAGCGCCCCGGUGACGGGGGAGGCGUGCGGCAAAGCCCACGCCCUGUCUUGCUGCAGCGGGGAUGGCGGGUGUCACAGGAACAGCCUGGCACCCGGCUCUGGCAGGGGACCCGCAGCAGGACUGGGACUGUCCCUCCUCCAGGGAGGAGAGGCCUCUAGCCACCGCGGUGUAGGGCCGGCUCGGCCUUCAUGGAAAGACAGAAAGGAUGCAGCCAUGCUGCGACACCUUGAGCCAGGCCAUCCCCACCAGAGCAGGCCUCAGUCCAUUCCUCGAGCUGGCACGGGUGUUCGUGAGCAGCUUGGGCCCCAGCAGUCAGAGCAGAGGCAGAGAUGAGAAGCAGAGCCCGGCCCCAGCCCUGCGCACAGCAGCCUCUCGCAGCGCCCCUGCGUGGGGCAAGGGGCCCUGGGUGCAGGCCUUCCCCCCCCCCACACCCCCCCAGCCUGCAUACACAGCAGUUACACAGGGAAGGGGCCUUCCUCCUGCCCCAGCGAUGCUCAGAGGGCGUCCAGCACUGAGGGACCGUGCCUCUGCCCCUUGGCAUCAGGCUUUUGGGGAGCUGCAUCCUGCUCCACACAGCUGGGCGAGAGCAGAACCUAGGGCUCCCUGUGGCCUCUUUUCCCAGCCCGUCUCCACCUGCGCCUGCCCCCACCUCAGCCGUUGCUGCAGGGGUCAGACAGACACAGCACUUGUCCAGCAGUAAGUGUAUUAGGCCUGACCAGGGCCUGGCCCAGGGCAAGGCAGGGCCCGCAGGGCCCCAGGAGCUCUGCGCCAGCACAGAGGUGCCCUUCAAUAAACAGCUUUGAGGGA
This is a messenger RNA of Rhea pennata, 3899 nucleotides long. It is a transcript of the gene WDR6, whose product is annotated as WD repeat domain 6. Gene Ontology annotation, biological process: tRNA methylation. NCBI's taxonomy places the organism in Eukaryota, Metazoa, Chordata, Aves, Rheiformes, Rheidae. Bases 1 to 3105 code for a protein of 1034 amino acids. The transcript is spliced from 8 exons. The record is from RefSeq and is a predicted model, not a curated record. Gene Ontology annotation, cellular component: cytoplasm. Gene Ontology annotation, molecular function: protein binding.